This is a messenger RNA of Aspergillus uvarum CBS 121591, 1479 nucleotides long. RefSeq names its product putative ubiquitin conjugating enzyme (UbcC). NCBI's taxonomy places the organism in Eukaryota, Fungi, Ascomycota, Eurotiomycetes, Eurotiales, Aspergillaceae. The transcript has 3 exons. Gene Ontology annotation, molecular function: ubiquitin conjugating enzyme activity. Bases 429 to 1115 code for a protein of 228 amino acids. The record is from RefSeq and is a predicted model, not a curated record. Gene Ontology annotation, biological process: protein polyubiquitination; proteasome-mediated ubiquitin-dependent protein catabolic process.
GUUCGGGUAUUACUUCGAGUAGGUAGAAGGUAGGUUUCGCUAGAUCGAGGUGGCUCAUGGCAGCAAAAACUCUGCGGAGAGAUUUCAUCCGAUUUCCAAGAAGUGAUGAGGGAAUCGGGCACGCCACCUCCCCGGGACCUUCCGUUGCGCGUGGGAUAGCAUGGAUUGCCACAGCGGGACUAGCGGCCUCUUUCAUCGAGCGGCGUCUCUUGCCGGACAAUGACCCUCACUCCAACUUGUCUCCCCUCACCAGAUCGAGUCCCUACCACCACCACCGCCUAUCUAUCUAAUCUUCAGACUUUGGAGCAAGCGGUCUGUCUGUACUCUCCAUUACUCUAUUUCGCUUCUUAAGAUCUGUAUCUUCAUUUUGUACCCCUUGAAUUUGUGGCUCCUUCUCGCCCGCCACCUCUCCCUUUCCGUCGCUCACCAUGGUGGAACGCAUCUUGAUGAACGAGUACAAGUCGUUGUCGCAGGAGCCAUGGGUUAAUAUCGAGAUCGAUGAACAGAACAUUCUCAACUGGAACGUGGGUCUGAUCGUCCUCAACCCAGACUCGCUCUAUUAUGGCGGAUACUUCAAGGCCUCGAUGAAGUUCCCGAGCAACUACCCUUAUUCUCCUCCAGAAUUCCGGUUUCUCCGUCCCCUCUAUCAUCCGAACAUCUACAAAGACGGCAAACUGUGCAUCUCCAUCCUCCACGCACCCGGGGAGGAUGAAAUGUCAGGCGAACUAGCCUCGGAGCGGUGGUCGCCAGCUCAGCGAGUCGAAUCCGUCCUCAUAUCCAUCCUCUCGCUGCUCGACGACGCAGAGAUCUCCUCGCCCGCCAACGUGGACGCCUCCGUGAUGCUCCGCAAGAACCCCGAGCACUACAAAUCGAUCGUCCGUCAGCACGUGGAAGAUUCGAAGAAGGACAUCCCCGAGGGAUUUGUCAUGCCCACCCACCACACAACCUCGACGGCUAGAGCCAUCGAGAAGGACGACUCCGACUUCUGGGCGGAGAGCGAUGUCGACGAUGACGUGUUCGGGGGCAGCGACUCCGACGAAGAUCUGGAUGUGGAUGACGAGGAUCAGGAGACAGGCAGUGAGGAGGAGGAUGAUGAUGAAGCAAGCAAGUAUUAGGAGGACCUCCUAACCGGAGCCCUCCUGCGCAUUGCGGCUCUGCGACGGGCAAUUUUGCCAGACCUUUCCUCACGGUCUCUCUAGUACUGACAUUGUACUCUCGCCUCCUGGAUUUGGUGCUUGGAACAUUGGGGUUCUUUCUGCCUUAUUUUCUUUCUUCAUUUUUUUUUCUUUCUUACAACCGGCAUAGCGAGGCGCAUUGGACGGACGAUAUAGGCAUGGAGCAGCAUAUUUCUAUCUGUGAUUUACAUCCACUUCACCUGCAGAGCAUGGACGGGGUGUGUUCUCUUUUCAUGCAUGCAUGCAUAGAUAUAACAGCCAUCAUUCACUCUUCUAUCAUCAUCGAAUUUCAAAUGUCCAAAGG